This is a messenger RNA of Boleophthalmus pectinirostris (great blue-spotted mudskipper), 7482 nucleotides long. It is a transcript of the gene kif1ca, whose product is annotated as kinesin family member 1C. Gene Ontology annotation, biological process: microtubule-based movement. Bases 606 to 4382 code for a protein of 1258 amino acids. Gene Ontology annotation, molecular function: microtubule binding; ATP binding; microtubule motor activity. Lineage: Eukaryota; Metazoa; Chordata; Actinopteri; Gobiiformes; Gobiidae. The transcript is spliced from 28 exons. The record is from RefSeq and is a predicted model, not a curated record.
ACACCAUCCCCGUCUCCCCCGUCAGCUCCUCCGCGGUGCGUCCCCGGCUUCUCUCCGCUCAUUUGCCCCGCUCUCGGCUGUCUGCCCCCGGUCAAAUUCCCCACAUCUCGCCCCUGGAUCCCCCCUUCAAGGACCCAUCAGCUCCCGAACCGGAUUGGACUACUUUGACCCCAAAACUAACGCAGGAAGCCGGCCUCAAACUUUGGCACGCACCGCCCUUGUCCCCUUUCCACGAUCAGCUGACACCACCCUUCCCCUCUUUUCACUUCACUUGGAGUUAUUCCACUAUUUUCACUUUUGGGGGCUUUUUGGGGACUUUGCUCCUCGUGUCCAACUUUUUUCCCCGGACCCCUGCUCGUGCGCCAUCGCGUGCGCCUGACCGGAAGCGGGUCUCUGGCACGCGCACUGAACCGGUGCUGUGAUUGGGUCAAGCAGUAGUUCAGUUACAUUUGUUUUGGGAGUUAUUCGGUGUCCUUUUGGAGUUUGUUUUCACUUUUUCCCGCUUGGAUCUGGAAAGGAAUUACGCACAAGACAUGGAGCGAGGACAGUGAACGGACGCGCGCGCACGAGUCUCUCCGGUGUGAGGUGGAGUGGGCGGGGCAGUGAUGGCGGGGUCCUCGGUGAAGGUGGCCGUGAGAGUGCGUCCGUUCAACGCCCGAGAAAUUGCACGAAACGCCAAAUGUGUCAUCCAGAUGCAAGGCAACUCCACGUGUAUCAGUAACCCGAAACAAAACAAGGAUGGAGCCAAGACCUUUACUUUUGAUUAUUCCUACUGGUCCCACACGACGGACGAGGACCCCGCUUUUGCCACUCAAAAAAAAGUGUACAAAGAUAUCGGUGAGGAGAUGCUGCUUCAUGCAUUUGAAGGGUACAAUGUGUGUAUUUUUGCAUAUGGCCAGACGGGGGCAGGCAAGAGCUACACCAUGAUGGGCAAACAGGAGACGGGGCAAGAGGGCAUAAUCCCUCAGCUUUGUGAAGAACUGUUCCAGAAAACUGGGGAAAACCAGGACCCAGAUCUGCAGUAUUCUGUCGAGGUGUCAUACAUGGAGAUUUAUUGUGAGCGCGUGAGGGACCUGUUGAACCCGAUGUCUCAGGGCACUCUGAAGGUCCGAGAGCACCCCAUCCUGGGUCCAUACGUCCAGGACCUGUCCAAACUCGCCGUGACCGGAUUCUGCGACAUCCAGGACCUCAUGGACGCCGGGAACAAAGCCAGAACUGUAGCGGCCACCAACAUGAACGAGACUUCCUCCAGAUCUCACGCUGUUUUCACCAUCGUCUUCACCCAGAAACGCAGAGACCAGCUGACUGGCCUCGACACUGAGAAGGUGAGUAAGAUCAGUCUGGUGGAUUUGGCUGGAAGUGAAAGAGCCGAUUCUUCAGGCGCCAAAGGCACACGACUGAAGGAAGGAGCCAAUAUCAAUAAGUCCCUGACGACGCUAGGCAAAGUCAUUUCAGCUCUGGCUGAAAUGCAAGGCACAAAGAAAAGGAAAAGUGACUUCAUUCCCUACAGAGACUCGGUCCUAACCUGGCUCCUCAAAGAAAAUCUUGGUGGAAAUUCACGAACGGCGAUGAUUGCAGCUUUGAGUCCAGCUGACAUCAACUAUGAAGAGACCCUCAGCACGCUCAGAUACGCAGACCGGGCCAAGCAGAUCCGCUGUAACGCCAUCAUCAAUGAAGACCCCAACGCCAAACUGAUCCGAGACCUCAAGAGCGAAGUGGAGAGACUGAGGAGCCUGCUCUGCUCCCAGGGGCUGCAUGACCUACUGCAAAACCAAGGAAACAAUGAGAGCUUGGCAAAUGCUAACAUCGGAGAACACACAGCGAAUGGCAUCGAAGGAAAUCAAAGCCCCGCUUCCCCAGGUGGCGAUGCGUCUAGCGGCAAUGCGUCUCUUAAUUCUGACAUCUUAUUGGACGACGAUGCGGAGGGGGAGGGGUCUGUUGGAGCAGAGCCAAUCAGCAAAGAGGAGGCAGCUGAGAGACUUCUGGAGACUGAGAAGAUCAUCGCUGAGCUGAACGAGACUUGGGAAGAGAAACUGAGGAAGACAGAGUCCAUACGAUUAGAAAGGGAAGCACUGUUGGCUGAGAUGGGCGUGUCCAUAAAAGAAGACGGAGGUACUUUGGGUGUAUUCUCCCCAAAAGGAACACCUCACCUGGUGAACCUAAAUGAAGACCCACUGAUGUCUGAAUGUUUGAUCUACUACAUAAAAGAGGGAGUCACCAGAGUUGGACAGCAGGAUGUGGACAUUAAACUUUCAGGGCAUUUUAUCAAAGAAAUUCACUGUGUUUUUGUGAGUGAGACCAACGACAAUGGAGAAGUGGUGGUGACUCUGGAGCCUCUGGUCGGGGCUGAGACUUAUGUGAACGGGAAACUCAUCACUGAAGGAGUGGAGCUCAAACAGGGAAAUCGUAUAGUGAUGGGGAAGAACCACGUGUUUCGGUUUAACCACCCGGAGCAGGCUCGUCUGGACAGAGAGCGCCGCAGUGCUGCUCUCCAACAGAAGGAGGCGCUGGAGGGGCAGAGGGAGGGCAGCCCAGACCCACAGAUGGAGCCUGAGGACUGGACCUAUGCUCAGAGAGAACUGUUGGAGAAGCAAGGGGUGGACCUCAAACUGGACAUGGAGAAGAGACUGCAGGACAUGGAGAGUCAGUAUCGAAAAGAAAAAGAAGAGGCUGAUCUACUAUUAGAGCAGCACCGACUGUACGCAGACAGUGACAGCGGAGAUGAUUCGGACAAGCGCUCGUGUGAGGAAAGCUGGAGGCUCAUUUCAUCUUUGAGGGAGAAACUUCCUGCCAACAAGGUGCAGACAAUCGUGAAGCGCUGUGGCCUCCCGAGCAGCGGAAAAAGACGAGAGCCGCUUCGAGUUUAUCAAAUUCCCCAAAGACGGAGGAUUGGAAAGGACCCUAAACGCCUCACUGUGGAAGACCUCCGCAUGCAGGCCGUCAAAGAGAUCUGCUACGAGGUUGCGUUGGGAGAUUUCCGUCACUCGCGACAGGAGAUUGAAGCCCUGUCCAUAGUGAAGAUGAAGGAGCUGUUCCGGAUGUAUGGAAAGAAGGACCAGCCAGAGGGGCAGAGCUGGCGCGCCGUGGCCCAGGACGUGUGCGAUACGGUGGGCAUCGGUGAGGAGCGAAGCCCCCCGAGUGAAGAUAGCCCUGGAGCUCCCGGAGAACCAGAUCAACCGGCCAAUCCCAGCGGACUGCAAGGCCUCAAGGCUCAUAUAGACAAGCUCACAGACAUACUAGAGGAGGUGAAGCUGCAGAACAACAUGAAGGAUGAAGAAAUCAAAGCUCUUAGAGACAGAAUGGUCAAAAUGGAGUCCAUCAUUCCUGUGCAGGAUGAAGAAAUGAAUGGGGAAGAGGGCGGGACCUGUCAGUCUGAAAAUGGAAUGACAGAUGACUCGAGUGGUGAUGUGCCAGAGACCAGAGUGCAACGUUUGAUGGAGGAGGACCCCGCCUUCAGGAGAGGGCGCCUCCGCUGGCUCAAACAGGAACAGCAGAGGUUUCAGAAUCUACAGCAGCAAAACAUCACCAAGAAGCUGAGAGGACAACCCCAGAACCAAGCUCCCAAUGCCCCUACAGUCCCGGUCCACCUCCCUGGCACUGGACGCUUCAUCCCUCCCCAGGAAUGCAAACUUAAAUUCCCCUUUAAGAGUAACCCCGCCCACCGCCUCUCCUGGGGUCCCGCCACAGCCGCGUUGCAAGCUCUGGGGAUUGCCGACGUUAGCAUUGAACCGCUAAAAGAUGAAACCAAAUCGCAACUGAAUCCCGAAGUUCCUCCCUUUAACAGCAUGGCUACUGCUCCGACCAAUCCGCCACCUCCUUUGCUGCCACUUCCUUUCCAAGUCCCACCUCCUCCCAGAAUGAGAUCACCAAGUCCACAUCGCAACUGGCAACAACGAAAUCCGCAACAGCAAGGAGGGUACCAACAAAAUUACAACAAUAAUCAAAAAAGAUACAGACGAAAUUCAUUGGAUAAUCCCAGAAAUUAUGACAAUGGCGAGCAGCAACAAAAUGGAGGACAAUAUCAAGGAAGGCCUAGACAGCGAAGGGGCGUGUCUCCGAAUCCAGGGGGUGGGCCUAGAGGAGGAGGAGGCGGCGGAGGAAACGCAAACAACAACGAUAGACGCGAUUUUCAAUUUAACCAAAAUCGGUAUCAUCAGCAUUACCCCCACCCGUACUACAACCCCCACAAUGCACCAUUCCAGCCUUUUCCAACUUAUAACAGCUUGCCGCGAAAUGGAGGUCAAAAUCAAAUUGGCGGCGGAGGAGGAGGAGCGGGGUGGGGCUUCCAGACUCCGCCCCGAAUGAGGCGUCAGUUUAGUGCGCCAGAUCUCCAGAAAGACGAUACAAGGAGGCAAGCAUGUGACCAUAACGGAGGAUUCUGAUUGGUUCACUCAGAGGCUAUGGAGAAAAAGGCUGUGUGGAUUUCAGCACUUUUUGUUUAGUUUUUUUUACACGUCCGUAACCUCAGUCCUGCUGUUAGCGAGCGAGUCUACAUGUAAUCUGAAAGGCUGUUUAAUGAUGACAAUGUAACUCAAUAGCUCAAAUGAUUCAAAAUUAGAAUAUUAAUCUUGAUUUGAGUCAUUUUAGAACAUUUGCAGAACAUUUUAUUUACAUAUUUCUUUCUUAUACAAUACAGUGUUUAUAUUGCCAUUUAUCAGCUUGACAAGCCUCUCAAAGCUCUGCACUGGUGGUAAACAAAGUCUAGCCACUGCUGCCCUGGGGUAGACUACCAUUUUUGUCUCCCAGUCUGCACCACUGGCCCCUCUUUCCCAUGUUACCAGAUCAUUGGGUUUUUAAGUGGUAAACGUGGUCAUUUUUGAAUAGUCCUAAUAAAAGUUGUGAAUUUCAGCGAAAAAGCUUUAUAUCCAAAACCAUCAGUGCUCAAUUCAUACAGAUGUCAGGGGAAGUGUGUUGCCCAAGGACACAACAGUGGCAUGCGCUGGUCAACAGAGAUGCAACCACAGAUCUUUGGGUUGAUGGACAAACUCCCUACAGCUUUGUAAUGAUCCUCCUCACAUACUUGCAGUUUUACACUUGAAUCAAGAUUAAUGUUCAGAAAUAAAGUGAUGUAGUGAGAAUGUCAGGCUUUAACUCUUUAUAGUAACUAAACCUUUAUAGGGCUUAAUGGGGCAUGAACAAAGACUUGAUUCAUAAUGAUCAAAUUGUUUAUUAAGAAUGACUCAGGUUUAGUAAAUACUUAAUUGAUACAAGUGGAAAUUAAUGUAAUAUGAAUUAAUAACUAAAUCAAUCAUUCAUAAUAUAUCUAUUUGUUUCAUUAUUGGUAAAAAUCUUUGUUGAUGCUUUAUAAAGGCUGAAAAGGCCAUAUCGUGUUAGUGGCUAUCAAGCUGUGCCUCUCUUGAGAAUAAUAGGUGCCCUAAGUUCAAUAAAAAACCUCUUGUAGCAAUAAUUCUGUAAACUCUACGGUGCUGUGUGGCUUCGUGGUAGAGCUGGAGUGCAUAGGCUUGAACGCCCUCCAAACCAGACACACCUACUGUUCAAUGUUUUUACUGUUUUUAUUUUGUCAGUUUGUUAGCAAGACGCUAUAGUUGUUUUACUUUGAUUCUAAGGAUUUUUAGUGCUGGCAAAUUGGCGCUUUUUAGCCACGGCAUUAGCAUUAGCUUACCAUGCUAGAUUUGCAACACUACGUUUGUUAUUUUUACUAUUUUAACUGUCAUUUAUAUUCGGGUGUUCUGUUUAACUGAAGGACUUUAGCUAUUUGAAGUCGUAGGUUUAUCUGUUAGCUGGCAAUGCUAACUAGCUAAGAAGCUUGUGGUCAUUUUCAAGAAGUUGAACAAAUGGGGAGAAGCAACAAGGAAAAUGGGUUACUGAACAAUUUAAAAAUAUGACUUCACGUUAUAACAAAAGUCUAUAAUCACGUGUAAUGUGUUUUAAAUUCACUGUGGCAGAGUGUUUGUUGUAAGAAGGUUGUGGGUUAGAUUCUAGUUCAGAAAGUUGGAAACGAAAUGUCAACUUGAACGCUACGAAACCAAAGACGCUGCUGUACAAAAAAAAAAUCAAAGCGGAGAUUUAUAAACAUUUUUAAUGCAUUGUGUGUAUAUUUGAUGUGUAUUUUACAUUAUUUUAUGAAGUUUUUGGAAAGUUUACGGCAUUCAUUGAAGGACGAGAUGGUGACUUUUUAAAACCGAAUGAAAUGGAAUUUUGAUGGAUUUAUAGAAAAAGUAGGGGUUGUUUUAGUCUUUUGAGUAGGAUUAUGGGUAAUGUAGUCAGACGGAGCGCGGACAAGUGAAGGUGGAUGUAAUACGACUUAUGACACUAUGAAAAAGAAAAUGGCACUAAUACUGCGUUCAUGCGGUCAGCUGGUAUUCGGGGUUCUGACUUUGCGUUCAUGUGCUCAUUGCUCAUUAACGACGUUUAAUUGAGCUAACCAGUUAGAUUUCAUGUUGUUUUAUUUUACUUUAGCUAAAACUAGUUAAUGUUACAUCUGCAGAUAUUUAAACAGUUGUGCCUGAUCUUUCUUGCACAAGUCCAUUGCUCUUAUGAUAUAGACAACUGACAGUAAACCCCUAAAUAUAAUCAUGUUUAGUCAAAGAGCUGAAAUGUUUAAAAUAUUAGUAUUUUCAUCGCUGACCACAUGAACGCAGCAUAAGUAGGCUACUGUGCAAGAUGUGACACUCUUUAAAUGGGAUUAUUGGAUUUGUAGUUUUUAGAAAGAAGAAAAACUACAAAAUAAAAUGGUAAAAAUUGUCAAGUCAUGUGACACUGACUUCAAUUCAAGAGAGACUAAUUGUUAGGUUUACAAAGUGGAUUUCAAUAUAUAUUCUACAGUGAAUGGGAGUACUAAGAAAUACGUUAUGUCAUUUUAUUUUAUUUUUUACAAUAACAUGCUAUUAGUUUAAAUACACAAAACACAUGGGAAAGGGCAGAAGGACAUCUGACACACAGGAUAUAAUGGUUUUAUAUAACUCAGACCUGUUUUGAUUGAUCUUUAAGAGACUUGGUAAUUAAAAGCAACUUAAGUACUUUUGUGUUUUGGGACAAUGUGAUUGGCUGACAGCGGCUGCUCUUGGCCAAUCACAGGACAAUCUCUGAAAGUCAAUCCGCCCUUUUGUUUUCAUUAAUUUUAUGGAAUUGUUUUGUUAUUUUUUGUUUGUUGUCAUUUAUUAUUAAUAUUUUUUUAACUUCCAGCUUGGCGUCUGAUUGGCUGAUUCAUAUAUAAGUGGGCGGGAUUUCCUGUUUUGUUUGGCUUUAGCGUUAACCACAUUUUUGCUGUAAAGUUGCCUUGAAUCUUGGCAACACACACUACUUUUUCUUUUCAUAAUUUAAAAUAUUUUUGUUUUACUUUUUCCUGCUGCUAAAAUAAUUGUGUUCUGUUUAUCUCAUUAUUUUCCCUUUUUUCUUUUAUUUUAUUAUAACUUUAUUUUGUUUAGUUUUACGGUGGUGUGAAAGGUGAAUUUGUGAUUUGGCUGUUGAUGUUUUGUGGAUUCAGAAAGAGACAGAAUGCAAUAAACUCUGAGAAAAGUG